AUGGCUCCCAAGAUGUCUCUCGUCGCUGCCGCUCUGGCCCUUCCCGCCGUCUCCAUGGCUGCUGCUCUCCCCUCCGACUCCUCCGUCCAGGUCGUGGGUGGCACUCCUGCCGCCGCCGGAGACUUUCCCUUCAUUGUCAGCUUGUCUCAAAGCGGCUCCCACUUCUGUGGUGGUGUUUUGAUUGAUGCCAACACCGUCCUCACUGCUGCUCACUGCUCUGUUGACCAAUCGGCUUCUUCUGUCAAGGUCCGAGCCGGAUCUCUUAAAUGGGCUUCUGGUGGCACUCAGGUUGGAGUUUCCAAGAUCACCGUCCACCCUGAUUACGACGCCUCAGUCGUCGACAACGACGUCGCUGUCUGGAAGCUGUCUUCCCCUAUCCAAUCCGGCAGCAACAUUGCCUAUGCCACUCUCCCUGCGUCCGGCUCUGACCCCGAGGCUGGUUCCACCGUCACUGUUGCUGGUUGGGGUCUUACCUCAGAGAACGGCUCGACCCUCCCUGCUAGCCUGCUGAAGGUCUCUGUCCCCGUUGUCUCCCGCUCUACCUGCCGCUCUCAGUACGGCACCUCAGCGAUCACUGACAACAUGUUCUGCGCCGGUGUCGAGGAGGGUGGCAAGGACUCUUGCUCUGGUGACAGCGGUGGCCCCAUCGUCGAUGAGUCCAAGACCCUCGUUGGUCUCGUCUCCUGGGGCCAGGGCUGCGCUCAGGCCGGCUACUCUGGUGUCUACGCCAGACUUGGCGCCCUGCUGACCUGGGUCAACGCCAACAUCUAA
Messenger RNA from Clonostachys rhizophaga, 771 nucleotides. Lineage: Eukaryota; Fungi; Ascomycota; Sordariomycetes; Hypocreales; Bionectriaceae. The record is from the annotation of a GenBank genome assembly.